AUGCAGAUGCUAACAAAGUUUGAAAGCAAAAGUAAUAGAUGCAAAGGUCUCGCGUUUCACCCUAAGCGACCAUGGAUCUUGGCCUCCUUGCAUAAUGGGUGUAUUCAGCUCUGGGAUUAUCGUAUGGGAACUUUACUUGAACGGUUUGACGAACACGAUGGUCCCGUACGCGGCAUCGCGUUCCACCCGACACAACCACUGUUCGUUUCUGGUGGCGACGACUACAAAAUCAAAGUCUGGAACUACAAAACGCGUCGUUGCUUGUUUACAUUGAACGGCCACUUGGACUAUGUACGAACCGUCGCCUUCCAUCCUGAACACCCGUGGGUUAUCUCGGCAUCAGACGACCAAACGAUCCGUAUUUGGAACUGGCAAUCGAGAAGCUGUAUCGCCAUCCUCACCGGCCAUAAUCAUUAUGUCAUGUGUGCGCAGUUUCAUCCCAAGAACGACCUGGUUGUAUCGGCAUCGAUGGAUCAAACGGUCCGCGUGUGGGAUAUUUCGGGACUGCGCAAAAAGAAUCAGGCGCCCACGCCAAUGAGUUUCGAGGAUUCGCUAAAUCGUCAGAGUCAGGCUGACUUGUUUGGAUCGACGGAUGUGAUGGUGAAAUAUGUGCUCGAAGGACAUGAUCAUGGUGUGAACUGGGCCUCGUUCCAUCCCACGCUGCCUCUUAUUGUGUCGGCUGGUGAUGAUCGUCAAGUGAAGCUUUGGCGUAUGAGUGAAACGAAGGCUUGGGAAGUGGAUAGCUGCCGCGGCCAUUACAACAAUGUCUCCAGUGCCAUCUUUCAUCCACGUCAGGAACUCAUUUUGUCCGAUGGUGAAGACAAAUCGAUUCGCGUAUGGGACAUGACAAAACGCACCUCACUGGCAACUUUCAGAAGAGAUCACGACCGUUUCUGGGUUCUCAUUGCACAUCCUGAACUCAACUUAUUUGCAGCAGGUCACGACAGCGGCUUAAUUGUAUUCAAACUCGAACGUGAGCGUCCGGCUUAUCAAGUGCAUCAGAACCAAGUGUUUUAUGUCAAGGAUAAGAUCAUCCAUAUCCAUGAUCUGAGCAGUGGCGCCGACCAAGAAGUCCUCAGCGUUCGCAAGCUGGAUUCCCCAUAUGUCGCUCCGCGUACUUUGUCUUAUAACCCUGCAGAACGCGCUGUUCUUGUUACCUCGCCCCACGAUGGCGGUGUCUACGAACUAUACCAUUUACCCAAAAACAUCUCGGGCAGCCUAAAGGAGCCCUCAGACGAAUCCAAACGCGGUGAGGGCCAAGCUGCCUUGUUUAUUGCGCGCAACCGCUUUGCGGUAUUCGACAAGGCUGGGCAGCAGGUCCAGAUCCGAGAUCUAUCCAACAACCCUACCAAGUCAUUCAAGACGCCAGGCCAAGUCAAUGACAUUUUUUAUGCAGGCACUGGCGGGCUCUUAAUGUCGACACCGACGUCGGUGAUUCUGUAUGAUAUCCAACAGCGACGCGUUUCGGCUGAGCUGCCGGCAACAUCCGUCAAAUAUGUUAUCUGGAAUGCCGAUAUGUCCAUGGUUGCUUUGCUCAGCAAGCAUUCAAUUACAAUUGCCACCAAGAAUUUGAAGCAAGUCUGCCAAGUACACGAGACGAUCCGUAUCAAGAGCGGCACAUGGGAUGACAGCGGAGUGUUCAUUUACUGCACAUUGAACCAUAUCAAAUAUGCUCUUCCACAGGGUGAUAGUGGCAUCAUCCGGACGCUCGAGCAGCCGGUCUAUUUGACACGUGUCAAGGGCAAGACGCUCUAUGCACUGGACCGUGAGGCUAAGCCGCGCACCAUCAAGAUUGAUCCAACCGAAUAUCGCUUCAAACUGGCACUCGUUAAAAGACAGUACGAAGAAGUGUUGCAUAUCAUCCGUAAUUCCAACCUGGUCGGUCAAUCCAUCAUUGCUUACCUGCAAAAGAAAGGCUACCCCGAGAUUGCAUUGCAUUUCGUACGCGAUCCUCGCACGCGGUUUGAGCUCGCCUUGGAGUGUGGCAAUCUUGAUAUUGCAGUAGAAACUGCAAAGACGAUAGAUCAGCCCGAUUGCUGGGGCAAACUAGGCUCGGAAGCACUGCGACAGGGCAAUUUUAAGAUUGUGGAAAUGGCGUAUCAGCGGACCAAGAGCUAUGAUCGGCUUUCGUUCAUGUACCUCGUGACAGGCAACGAAAACAAUCUUAAACAAAUGCUCAAGAUUGCCGAGCUUCGUAGCGAGCCCAUCUCCAGCUUCCAGAAUGCGCUGUAUCUCGGGGAUGUUGAAGAGCGCGUCCGGUUACUCGAGCAAGUCGGUCAAGGCCCGUUGGCGUACUUGACAGCCAAAUCACAUGGUUUAACAGAAAAGGCAGAGGCCAUUUUGGCACAGUCUGGCAAGGACGAAAGCCAAGUCCAGCUUCCUAGUGCUGCCUGUGAAUUGCCUGCUAUUCCCAAGCCAGUGGUGCAACUGGAAGAUCCCAACUGGCCGCUGUUGACUGUAUCCAAAAGCUUCUUUGAAGGCGCGUUUGCUGCUGCUGCCGACACGCCAUCUGCAGCAGCAACUGGAGUACCCAGUUUCACAUACGAUGAAAAUGUCGACGAAGGAGCGGGGGAUUGGGGCGUGGAUGACGAUGAUGACUUGGGUAUUCCCGGCUUAUCCAGCAAGACACCUGCCGAGGAUGAUUUGUUUGGCACACCCGAACCAGGACAGGUUGGAGGCGUAGAAGACCAAGAUGACGAAGAGGGUGGAGGCUGGGAUCUGGAUGACGAUAUCAAGGCUGAUCUUGACGCCGAGAUCAGCCAAGCUGCUGCACAGGCUACGGCUGAAUUUGUGGCACCUACGGCCGGCACUAACGAAGCCGCCAUCUGGAGCCAGAACUCGCCGCUGGCUGCCGAUCACAUUGCUGCCGGCUCCUUUGAAAGUGCCAUGCAAGCCCUCAACCGUCAGAUCGGCAUUGUCAACUUUGAACCGCUCAAACAACACUUUCUCUCCAUCUAUCAGGCCUCGCGCAUCAGCGUAUCGUCUGUGGCUUCUAACCCUAACCUCUUUGCGCCUAUCCGCCGCAAUCCCGAAGAAUCCAACAUUCGGUCCAGUUGCCCCGUGGUCGUGUACAGCUUUGAGAAUCUAAAGUCAAAUCAGCUGCAGCAAGGAUAUCGUCUUUUUACAAGUGGCAAGCUCGUAGCUGCUGGUGCACAGUUCAAGCAGCUGCUCCACUCUGUUCCGUUCACGGUCGUGGCCAACAGCGAAGAAGCAAGCACGGUCAAUGAACUCAUUGAUGUAUGCCGAGAAUAUAUUGUUGGUCUCCAGCUCGAGCAGGAACGUCGUGCUGUCACGGGCGGUGCUGGCAAGCGCACGUUGGAGCUGGCGGCAUACUUUACGCACUGUCAAUUAGACGUUCGACAUUCACAGCUGGCGCUUCGCCAGGCUACCAAGCAAGCAUUCAAGCUCAAGAACUUUAACACAGCAUCUCAAUUCGCACGUCGACUGUUGGAAUUAGCACCACCCAAGCCAGUAGCAGAUGAGGCACGGCAAAUCCAAGCAGUGUGCGAGCGCAACCUCAAAGACGAGAUCGAGCUCAACUAUGAUCAAUACAAUCCGUUUGUUGUGUGCGGUAUCUCGCUGGAGCCUAUCUAUCGGGGAUCACCCACGGCGACAUGUCCCUAUUGCCGCUCAUCAUUCAAGCCCGAACACGAAGGAAAGCUGUGCACGAUCUGUGAGCUGUCGCAGAUCGGCGCCAAGGCAUCCGGUCUACGCAUCAUGAUCUAA
Molecule: messenger RNA, 3726 nt
Organism: Zychaea mexicana
Lineage: Eukaryota; Fungi; Mucoromycota; Mucoromycetes; Mucorales; Lichtheimiaceae
Product: coatomer protein alpha subunit
Exons: 12
Coding region: 1-3726 (1241 amino acids)
Biological process (GO): retrograde vesicle-mediated transport, Golgi to endoplasmic reticulum; intracellular protein transport; intra-Golgi vesicle-mediated transport
Cellular component (GO): COPI vesicle coat
Molecular function (GO): protein binding; structural molecule activity
Source: RefSeq, a predicted model, not a curated record